GGGACUACCAGUUUACCGAGCUAGAAGGACAACACAUAUUGAUAUAGAGAACCAGCAAGAAAAUGUAUAUUUACAAACAUAUUGUAGUUCUAAUUGUCUUCGCGACAUUUUUGGUUGAUCGAACGCUUACUGAUACUUCCACAAGUGGUGUAUUACCAGGGAUCCCUCAAACCAACAGUGGUACUGAAAACACAACUUCCGGUGCCACUUAUGGACCAAUACCAGGGAUCCCUAAUACCAACAAUGGUACUGAAAACACAACUUCCAGUGCCACAAAUGGACCAAUACCGAACACCAACGUAGUCAGCAACUUCACAACAGCAGCAGGAAACCAGCUUCCUAAAUAUUGGCAAGAUUUUCAAAGCUUUCUUCAAAAUCCAAAAUAUCUAAAUGUAAUUGAGAAACAAAUCGGAGAUUUCAUUAAAUCUAACAAUGUGUCGUUUCCUAUCUCUAUCAUGACCCCUGAAAAUCUACAAAAAGUCCUCCAGUUACUAGGACCAGGUUCUGGCUCCACCAACCUACAAGGACUUUCUCAGUAUGCGGGAUUGCUCGGGAACAUCUCAAACGAAAUCCGGAAUGUCACUGAGGAAUUGGAACAAAACAUUGGUCCUCAGUGCUACAGCCACUUACAAUUUCUUGUCUCGGAACUCAUGAAAAGGGAACAAUGGGCGAUAAAAAUGGUAGAUGCAGCAGGUAAAAUUCCGUCGGGACUUCUUGAUGGUAACGUGGCGUGGACUGGUUCCUUUGACGAGUGUCUGGCGGUGAAUGCCGGGAAGUUUGAUGGAAAAUAUUGCACAGCGUCUCUUCCACUCACAGACUUAUUGGGAACAGCCAGUCCUAUUCCGGGAGGCAUCACGGUAAGAAUGGGGAUUUGUAUUCCUGACAGCUGCACUUCAAUUGAAUCGCAAAAGGUGGUGAAUAUCUUGUUAAGAAUGGUGCCACUUGGACAGUCUAAACUCCAGGCAUCCUCAGUGGAAUGUUCAGAAGAUCUGGAGUAUGACGCCGUUGGUAUAGCAGGAUUUACAGUGUUUGGAGUGUUUAUUGCUCUGAUGGCCCUGUCGACUUUAUUCGACUUACUGUACAAUCAUUAUCAGAAACAGUCUCGUGAGACGACCCCGAAAGAGAAUGGAGUUGCAUCCGAGAACAAAUACCAUGUGAACGGAGAUCUGGAAGAGAAACCUAAAAAAACAAAACAACAAGGUAUACUACCGAGACUGGCCUCGUCGUUUUCGGUGUACACAAAUAUCCGAAAGUUGAUGAACACAGAACAAGCAAGUGGCGCCCUAAGUGCCGUCAACGGAAUUCGAUUUCUGAGUAUUUCCUGGGUGGUUCUAGGACAUACCUUUGGGUUUGGUCAGUCCGCUAUGCAAAACAAGACAUUCGUUCCGGACUUCCUCGGCAACUGGACAUCAAUAGCUCUAGCAAAUGGUCUACUGUCUGUCGAUUCCUUCUUCACUCUCAGUGGACUUCUGGUGUCCUACCUGUUCAUGAAGGAGAUGAAAAGAGAGAAGGGGCGUAUCAACUGGUUCAUGUUCUACUUCCACCGAAUCUGGAGACUUACCCCUGCCUAUAUGCUGGUGAUGUUUCUGGAUAUGUCGCUCUUUCGCUAUCUUGGAGAUGGACCUUUCUUUUCAAAAGAUGGUCCGGAUGGAAAGUUUUGCCGUAAGAAUUGGUGGACGAAUAUCCUAUAUAUCAACAAUCUCGUCAAUUCCAAGGAGAUGUGUUUCGGUUGGUCGUGGUAUCUGGCCAAUGACAUGCAGUUUUACGUUGUGAGCCCUCUCCUUCUGGUGCCUCUUUAUUUCUCCAAGAAGAUUGGUCUUGCAGUAAACUUUUUGACUCUGUUGGGGAUCGCCAUAUUGACAGGGGUGGUGUCCAGCUAUUAUGAUCUACUACCUACAAUAAUAUCAACCGAUAUUACCGCCAUGGGAAGUACUACUCAUUACUUUUACGACUACUACGUAGUUCCUUGGUGUCGCAUGGGACCUUAUAUCGUUGGCAUAGUAACCGGGUACAUCAUCUACCGGACUGAUGGCAAAUUCAAAAUACCAAAGGCGAUCAACUUGUUGAUAUGGGUUGCUAUGGCGAUUACCGCUUGUGUUGUGGUGUACGGAAUAUCCGGUCCGGUGACCGGAAACCAGUGGGACAAUGGCGUGGCCGCGCUUUAUAACGCCGUUCACCGCUCUGUAUGGGGCAUGUGUUUGUGCUGGGUUAUCUUCGCCUGUGUCACCGGCAAUGGAGGUCUCGUUAACGACUUUCUGUCGUGGAAGCUGUUCGUCCCCCUCGGUAGACUCAGCUAUUGUAUCUACUUGACCCACGUACUCGUCAUUUACUACUACUUACAAACACUGCGGCAGCCAUUUUACGCCACUACUCUGGAAUUCACUUUCACGUUCCUUGGGACAUUAAUGCUGUCCAUUCUGACGGCCAUCGCCGCCUCGCUGGCCUUCGAGAUUCCAAUGAUGUCGCUAGAGAAAAUCAUCUUCCGACGAGGAAAACAAUAAUACGACUAGAAUAGAUAUAGGAUGUAUAUAGUUCAGUUUGUUGUCUUCGUAUGAAAACUGUUGUUAUACAGUAGGUCACAGAAAAAUAAUGUUGAAAAAAUACAGGAACGUUCAAAAGCAAGAAAUAACUCGGUAAUUUGGUUUUCCCCUGUACACAUUCCCCUUACAAAUCUUGAUUGCGAUUAAGCAAUAACCAAAUCUAAAACUGAUCUUCAAAAUAUUGAUUCUGAGCUAAAAUUAAAGAUUGCAGUAGUCAUAUCAUUAUUGUUGCAGCGGUCCGAUCGAAUUACCUGGGUGUACAUGGAUUUAUGCCGUCUAUAUUAUGUAUUUUUCAUUAUAUCCUUUCUGCAUUAUUGUCGAUAACAAUGGCCUGUCGGAUGAAACAGACAUAUAUCCUGCUAUACUAUAUUGCUCUAUGAAUGCUGAAAUUAGAAUAGUGUCGUUUGAAAUAAAUGCACAUACAUGUGUGUAUAAUA
Messenger RNA from Pecten maximus, 2977 nucleotides. RefSeq names its product nose resistant to fluoxetine protein 6-like. The record is from RefSeq and is a predicted model, not a curated record. NCBI's taxonomy places the organism in Eukaryota, Metazoa, Mollusca, Bivalvia, Pectinida, Pectinidae. Gene Ontology annotation, molecular function: acyltransferase activity, transferring groups other than amino-acyl groups.